This is a messenger RNA of Funneliformis mosseae, 1632 nucleotides long. Lineage: Eukaryota; Fungi; Glomeromycota; Glomeromycetes; Glomerales; Glomeraceae. The record is from the annotation of a GenBank genome assembly.
AUGGAAGAAAAUAUCGACAAAAUACGACGCUUAAUUAUUGCAUCUUUUUAUAUUGUAAUUUUGCUUGGUUUACCCUUAUGGUGGAAAACUACCGAGGUGUAUCGUGCGCAAUUACCAUUUGCCGAAAUUGAAGAAUGGUCACAUUGGGAGGCAUUUGACUUGGAGUUUCCAACGCAUUUUACAAUUUAUGUUGCUAAUGUUGAAUCGGAUAAUAUUAAUUUUGCAAAUCUGUCUUCAAUUUUGGAAAAUUCGAUUAUAUCAAGAUACAGUGAUGCAAAAGUACAUAAUAUUAAGAAGUCAAUUCGAUUUCCAGUUAAGGUGGAAUCAUUAUACUGGGAUAACUGGACGGAUUACCUUCAAGAAGGGAAUUUUGGAACAUUAAAUUCGGUAAGUGAAAGUGGUCGAUAUGUAUUUUACAUUAUGCCAAAUACAAAAUCAAAUUUAAAAGCCAAAGUUUUGGUGGGAAAUCAAAGACAAGCUAUUAUAAAAAUAAAUCAUUGGGAUACGAAUGUGAUUGAAAAGACGAUUUCUGAUCUCAUAAUCAGUUUACUCACGCCAGAACAAAUUUCAAUCAAAAAAUUUAUAAUGGAACCUUCUCCAGAUUCAAAAGUUGAAGUAGAUAGCAUGAGGACGAUGAAAUAUUCACCACAAUAUCAAGUAACGUUUAGUCUCAUGAAUGGAGAUCCAUCGAACCUACUGGUGAAUUGGGAUAUAGAAAAGGCAGUAAAUAAAUAUUUGCAACCCUUUGUUGAUAAGAUCUCUGUGAUUUCAAAUUUGAUAGUAGAUUCACAAAUUCAACAUUAUGCAAGGUUAACAUUUGAACCACAUCAUAAAACAGAUGAACAAUUUUUUUCUUUAACGCCAGAAUUAUUGCCACAUUUCGUAAAUGCAGCAGAAUGGAAUCUUGCUUCUGCUGUUUCAUCAUAUCCAACAUUAAAUUUUAUUUUGUACGUGCCUUCAAAAGAGCAAAGUCCGUUAUACAUUCAAGAUUCUAAAGGUAAUAUCAUGGAAAGUAACGCCUUUCUGAUACCAAGAUGGGGUGGAGUAAUUAUCAAUAAUCCAGAUAGAUCCAACAGCUCUCAUGAUUUUUCAUUUGAGGAGUUAAAAUCGGUGAUGUCUAUAUUUUUAAUGCAAUUAAGAGGACUACUAGGCGUUCAAGAUGUUUGGAUUGAUGCAAAACAUGCUUUGGAUGAAACGAUUAGUAUCGAGUUUGUUGCACCUCCAAAUACAGCAGUCACAAUGUGGGAAUUUGACAGUUUAGUGAGGAGACGUAUCGCAGAGAACAUCGUGACUACGAUAUCAACAUUAAAAUCUUUAUCACAAUUAGUAACGGAAAUUCCAAAUAUGGUUGUAUUGGAUCAUAUUCAAACUGAGGUUUUGCUGGCAUUGGAUAAUUUAUCAAAGUCAUGCGCAAGUUUGCAUAAUAAACAGUAUGGUUUAGCCUUAUAUCAUUCAAAAAAGGCAAUUGAACUUGCGGAAUCCGCCUUUUUCGAUCCAACAAUGGUAUCAAUGCUCUAUUUUCCAGACGAGCACAAAUAUGCUAUAUAUAUGCCUCUGUUCGUUCCAAUAUCAGUACCAUUGAUUGUUGCACUUUUCAGAGAGAUUAGGAGUUUUAGAGAAAGACGAAACUGA